UUUCAGAAUUGCUGAUUGAGCAUCUAUUUUGAUUUGGCAUGUUUGGUUGUGAGUGUUAAAAGGUGGAUUAGAGUUUUGAGGAGGAAGUGCAGCAUAACAGAAGGUCUAAGAAACAGCCAACAAAGCAGAGGGAGUUACCGAACAGGGGGAGAACAAGACAGAGGAAAACUGCUUAAAGAGAGAGUGCGAGAAAGUGGAUACAAAAAAGCACCAAAAGGCAGAUUCAGGAGGAGUGAGUGAUAGAGAGGGUGACAGCGGAGUUCAUAGAAAAGACAAGCGCCCAAGAAUGAGGGAGGAGGAGCAGUCCAAUGAUGACCAUCCUGAGGGAGGGGUGGCUUCCAGAGAGGAAGACACAGGGAAACCACCCUCAAACGCCUGUCCUGUUGUUGUAGCGGCGCCAGGGAUCACCGGGCGCAAACGGCAGACAGGCCCACGCACGGAGGACCCGAUUAUCAGUCCCACCACAAUCACAUCAACAGAGGACAGCAAGGCCAAGUCCGGAGAUGACAUUCACCUCCACGGCCCGACGGGACCCAAGAGACUGAAGAAAAGCCCGCAGCAUCGGCCACCUUCCUCAGGCCUGUCGCUCUCUCCUCUCCCAGCGCAGUGUCCCGGGGGUCUCCAAGCCCUGGAGGACCCGCACGCCCAGCGGGUGAUUGCCAACAUCCGCGAGCGCCAGCGGACACAGUCCCUGAACGACGCCUUCGCCUCGCUGCGCAAGAUCAUUCCCACGCUUCCCUCGGACAAGCUGAGCAAGAUCCAGAUCCUCAAGUUGGCAUCGCGCUACAUUGACUUUCUGUACCAGGUUCUGCAGAGCGAUGAGAUGGACAGUAAACUCGCGGGAUGUAACUACCUGGCCCACGAAAGACUGAGCUAUGCCUUCUCUGUCUGGAGGAUGGAGGGCGCCUGGUCGACGAUGUCUGCUGGUCACUAG
Molecule: messenger RNA, 934 nt
Organism: Myripristis murdjan (pinecone soldierfish)
Lineage: Eukaryota; Metazoa; Chordata; Actinopteri; Holocentriformes; Holocentridae
Product: twist-related protein 2-like
Exons: 1
Coding region: 287-934 (215 amino acids)
Biological process (GO): developmental process; regulation of transcription by RNA polymerase II
Molecular function (GO): RNA polymerase II transcription regulatory region sequence-specific DNA binding; protein dimerization activity; DNA-binding transcription factor activity, RNA polymerase II-specific
Source: RefSeq, a predicted model, not a curated record